AUGGAGAAAGUGUUGGGCCAGACCUUAAGAGUAAAAUACAAUGGGCAGGGAACAGUUAUACCAACUACUCAUCUUGACAAUCAACCUCUGUUAAGUGACAUUAGCGAAGAGUUAGAUAGCCUAGACGAUUUAUUGGAGGAAUUGGAGUUUGAAAAAGAACAUUUAGAGGAGUACGAGACCUAUUAUUCGGAAGAAGUAGAGUUAGAUAAAGAGAAAGAAGAAAUAGUAAUUAAAGACAACAACCCGGCCGUCUACUUAACCGAAGUGGACCCUAUCAGUUUAAGAAUAGGGAGUAGUUUAGAUCAACUAGACGAAAAAAAUAGAGUAGUAAUUAGAACUUUAUUAGAUAUUAAUGAGAAUAUUUUCGCAGAAGAUAUAGCCGAAGAAGUACCGCCAAACUGGUUAAGCAGAUCUACUACCGUACCUCCAAGGAUGAGCAAAAAUUCUUGCUUAAAGAAAUUACAGCAAUGGAGGAGAAGAGUGUUGGCUAGUAAGAAACACAACAACGCUGACAUGUUGUCAAGACUUCAUGACCUCAAAAAUGAAGUAGAAGUAAAGGCAUUAGAUACUACUCAAGAAAAAGCAAGAAAUGAAAUGACAGGUGGUCCUCCUCCGCGAAUGGUUACUAGAGAAUUAAAUGAAGUGGUUAAUUUAAUAGGUGAAAUUAAAUCAGAAGAACAAGAAAAAGAGGUCCAAGUCUGCAUGGUAAAUGCAAUUUAUGAACCGAUGUCACCUAUCCAUGAAGUAGCUACACCUCAAAAUAGUAGUGACGAGGAAGAGUCACUCAGAAGAAACAUAGCCCUACUAAUUGAGAAUAGGUCCGAAUUUGUACCCAUAAUGGUCUUUGAACUGAUAAGCUCAAGACGUUGCAGGAGAUUAGUAUUUGCUAAAACCUGUAUGGAUAAUGGGCACAAGUACUUUUUAUAUGUGCACCUAACUUUAGGCACACAUUAUGCCGCAAGACAACUCAACCUUAGACAAGCUGUAUAUCACAUAGAAUUUCUCACCUUUCCAUUAAUCGCCAAUGAUCCUGAGGAUUUAAUUAUCUUGCAACAAUGGGUUGCAGAAGGUGCUGAAGAAGCAGGGUUGGAUGUAAAUAAAAUCCAACAUAGUAGCCUCAAUGCCAAGACAAUUGAAAACCUAAUAGCCAACACCAUAGAUUAA
Dentiscutata erythropus is the source of this 1164-nucleotide messenger RNA. Lineage: Eukaryota; Fungi; Glomeromycota; Glomeromycetes; Diversisporales; Gigasporaceae. The record is from the annotation of a GenBank genome assembly.